Molecule: messenger RNA, 1135 nt
Organism: Zingiber officinale
Lineage: Eukaryota; Viridiplantae; Streptophyta; Magnoliopsida; Zingiberales; Zingiberaceae
Product: photosystem I reaction center subunit XI, chloroplastic-like
Exons: 2
Coding region: 358-999 (213 amino acids)
Biological process (GO): photosynthesis
Cellular component (GO): chloroplast thylakoid membrane; photosystem I; photosystem I reaction center
Source: RefSeq, a predicted model, not a curated record
CUUAAUUCCAAAGCGUCAAACCAUAACCAUAGUUUGGUUGGAGAGACUAAGUGUUCGAUAUUGUGAGAUUCUUGUUUUGGGUUCCUUUUCAUCCCUUAAAAAUUAAUUAAACCUGAAUUAAGUUGAUAAAACAAUUGAAUAAAUCUUUAGUUUUGUCCAAAUUAAAGUGAUCAAUUUAUGUUGGAGCAAAAGAUAAGGAAAUGGAUAAGGAUAAGGUGCAGAGCAGAAGAGGCAGCCGAUCAGAGCCACAGACCAUUCCACCUCAUCCCAAACUAGAUUCUCCUUCUUCAGAUACACCAGCCAGCUCUCUCACCACCAUUUGUUUCUGCUCCUGUUCUUGGGGAGGUGACCAGGACAAUGGCAGUUGCUUCAGCACCUUCCAUGGCCUGCCAGCUCAAGACCAGCUUGCUCUGCUCCAGCAGCAGCAGAAUCAGGGGCCUCUCAGCUCCAUCACUAACCAGGAAGAGGCUUUGCCUCACUGUUAGAGCUAUUCAAGCAGAGAAGCCGACGACGUACCAAGUGAUCCAGCCGAUCAACGGAGACCCGUUCAUCGGCAGCCUGGAGACGCCGAUCACCUCCAGCCCGCUCGUCGCCUGGUACCUCUCCAACCUCCCGGCCUACCGCACCGCCGUCAGCCCUCUCCUCCGCGGCAUCGAGGUCGGCCUCGCCCACGGCUACCUCCUCGUCGGGCCCUUCGUCAAGACCGGCCCGCUGCGCAACACCGAGGUCGCCGGCGCCGCCGGGUCGCUCGCCGCCGCCGGCCUCGUCGUCAUCCUCACCGUCUGCCUCAGCAUGUACGGCGUCGCGUCCUUCAAUGAGGGCGAACCGUCGACGGCGCCGACGCUGACGCUGACCGGGCGGAAGAAGGAGGCGGACAAGCUGCAGACGGCGGAGGGCUGGGCGCAGUUCAGCGGGGGCUUCUUCUUCGGCGGAAUCUCCGGCGUCAUCUGGGCCUACUUCCUCCUCUACGUCCUUGACCUCCCUUACUACAUCAAGUAGAGUGGAUCAAAAACUUGUGUUUGUGACGUCGAUCAAGAACAACAACAAACAAAAAAAGAAAAAAAUCCCCAAAGAUUUGUAUAUUCAAGAAGAACUUCUUAUUUAGAAGGUAAUUAUAACGGCGAGUUUAUCCAAA